CUCCUCUCCCGGAUGGGUCGACGCGCGCCGCGGGACUCGUGCAGAUGCGGCCGGCGUCUCCCGCGCGCCGAGUGAGCACGACUGAGUGUCGUCGCCGCGGGUAGCCAGGAUGUGACUCCUCACCGCUGCACGCCGACACCGGACUAUAAUGGGCUGCGGGCAGAGCAAGAUAGGAAGCAUCUAUCCGAGGAAAUCGAAACAUAAAAACGGGAAGAAAAGAGGCGACACGGAGGCGGACAGCGAGGAGGACGCCGAGGACGCCGACGGGGUGCCGGGGGCGGCGGGGGCGGCGGCGGCGGCGGGCUGCGAGGCGGACGACAAGCUGACGGGCGGCCGGCCGCGCCAGGUCUCCGCGGGACCGCUCCUCGCACACACGGAAAUAUCUUCCAGUCAAGUAGACUUCUUUAGGAUGUUGGACGAAAAAAUAGAAAGCGGUCCCGACUACAACUCCUCGGGGGAGGAGGAGAUGGAGAGGGAACGGGCGCGGAUAAUGUCUCUCCUGAAGGAGUGGGAGAACGCGAGUCUGAACAGUGCCAGGAGCCGGUCGGCACCAGCGACCCCCGUGCUGCGGAAACUGAACCUCAGGUCACAAACCAGUGGCGAGCUCGUGUCGAUCCACGCCCAGAAGCUUCCAGAGCCACCGGGAGUUCUUCACCAGCCCAAGUCGGUGCCCUACUUCGCGCCGCAGCAGCAGCUCAGAGACGACACGUGUCAGUAUCACUUCAAGGAGCAGCACCAGCAGAUGGCCAGAGCUCCCGGCUACCAGCAGUCUGCUAGAGAAGACGUGUAUCGGCAAGGUUCCAACAGAGACAUACCCUACCAAGUAGGUAUGGACGGGAUCUACUACGUGCUAGACAAAGAUAGCUCCUACAUACAAAAACAACAACAGGAUAGAGAGAACAUGUACCAGCAGGCAAACAACAGAAAAAUCUCAUACCAGCCGCCUUACAUGGACCAAGCUUAUCAUAUACAGCAAAGUAAAAGUGGCAAUCAGUCUCAGUCGAAUAAAGAUGUGUCAUAUCAGCAGAGAAGUUGGGACAGAACACAGCAAAGUGUUAGGGACUCAUAUUACUAUCAACAACCUAGAGAAGUGCAGUGCCCUCCCGUGUACAGGGAAUUAUCAUACCAACCUCCAGCCCAAGAUGGGUUGUACCAGUAUGUAAACAAUAAGGACGUUAUAUAUCAGCCAACUAAUAAAGAAUCAUUCCAGCAAGUGAGUAUAAACAGGAAUGUUAUGUUCCAACAACCAAGAAAAGAGCUGGUGUUCCAACAGCCGACCAGCAGGCCUAAUACUCCAUCGUUCCAAGUUCCCGUUCAGAAGCCAAUUAAAGACGCAUUGUUCCAACAACGCCAUCAGCCAAACCAAAAUGUCACGUUCCAACAUCCCAUCAGGGACGAACUAGUGCAGCAGCACGCCAAGGUGCCAAUACCUUUCCAGCAGUCGGGUGUGGCUGCGUUCCACAGGCCGUGCAGAGACAUGUCGAACAGUCAGGACCCCAACAAAGAUCUCCCAUACCAGCACGUUCCUAGAAGUGUGCCAGUCACACAGACGCCAAGAAGUAAAGAGAGUCAGUUCCAGCAUGCGAGUAAAGAGCAGUUGUACCAACAACUACAACGUUCCCAGGCGUAUCCCCAGGCGACUCGUAACGAGCAGUUUCAGGACUCGGGCAAGGACCUGGCAUUCCAACCAACCUCCAGGGCCUCCUUCUUCCAGCAGGCAAGUGCAGAUGGCGAGUUUCAUCAUGGCCGAGAGUUGGUUUUCCAGGAUGUGCAGAGGACUAUGUUUCACCAGCAGGAGAAAGCAGGAGGUCAGUUUGAGCAGCAAUCGAACAGUGAGUUGGUAUUCCAGCAGCCGCCGAUGACCUCUGUUUCCCAGCAGAUGAGCAGGGAGCAGACAACCAGGGACGAGCCGUUCCAACAGCCGCAGCGCACCCAGCACGUGUCGCCGCACCCGCCGGCGGCAGGCAGCAGGAACUACCAGCCAGGCACCAGCCAGCACGCCAGCUCCGUGGUGCAGUACAAGAAGUCGCGCGGCGCUUACACGGAGCUGGCGUGACGCUGAUCUGACACAUAGACAGACACGUUGCUUGUGAUCAUAUCAGGAAGACUGCUUAGUGACUGCAAUCAUUGUGUUAUAAUUAAUUCUCUGUGUAUGUGAUGUAGUAAACAUUUGUUCCUUUGCCUAUCGUUAUGCAGAAUACUAUUUUGUACAGUGUACCUAUUAUAGAAGUAAUCUUAACUUUGUUAUACUUCAGAGAAAAUUUUAACAACCAGUUUUACAAAAACAAAAAUCACAUUCUCUAUAUAAAGUGUUACGUACAUGAAAUAAUUUAAUGUUAGCAGGAUGAAGCUGGACUUUUUCUAAAAACUGCUACAGACGAAAAUGUAUAUAUGAGUUACAUUGUUCAUUCCCAAAUUUCAAAGUAAUGCUAAUUUUUUUUUAGUUUGUAUUUUCUUAAAACUUUUAUGCAGGGGAAAAAUAUUUGGCAAUAGAACUUCUUUGUAUUGCCUAUGUGAUGAGGAAGCAGAGCCGAUAGUAUGAUUUACUAACUGUACCACUGUUAUUUAGAGCUCAUAUUAACCACUAUAUCUUGUAUUUCUUAACCCUCCUGUGCAUAAUUAUGAUAUGGGUCUGUAUAUGUGAUAGAGAUUGGUAGAGGAGGUAUAUAAACAAACCAGAACUAUACAAAACGUAUGCGCUUAUAUCAUGUUUCCUGUAGGUUCUCAAGAAUAAUCAUUUCUUGUACAUGUUUUUUGCGUUUGGAAAAAAAGUGAGCUUGUGCGUUUUUAUUCUUGAAGGUAGAAUGCAAAAAGCAGACGUAUAUCUAACAUAUGUAUUGCAAAUAUGUACCUAAUUAAUAAGUGAAGAAGUGCAGUGAGAAGAUACUCAAUUCGUAUUCCGGCCUCAGGUUUGCAUCUUUUCGUUUGAUCAUGGUAUUCAAGUACCGACAUCAGUGCCGAAUCCAAAAAACGUAUUUUAUUCAAAGCGAGGGGAUAUAAACUUUAGUCGUUCCGCCUCUGUCCGAAUCACUCUUGGCAAAUUCUUGUGUAGUCAGUGCCAUGUGACUUGUCUUCAAUGUGGCACUUCUCAAAAGUAGUACAAACUGUCUACGAAUCCUUCCGCCACUGUUAUUCUGCCAACAGUGAUUGUAAACAACUCCAUAUGAUUGUCAGUGUUUGUAAAUAAACACUGACAUUUUGUAAAUGGGUAACCACUGGUACUACUAUUGAGAACCGUCAGAUUUGUGACAAGUUACAUGAAUCGACUCUUAUGAUUCUUUAACUGCGGCCACGAUUGAUUAUUUCCUUUAAUCCAGUAAUUAGUGCUGUGAGUUGUAAUGGCAUCACUGCCGACUAGUCUUAUAGCCAUGAAUAAUAAUUUCAAUGUUCUUUGCGAAAUUAAGUUGCACAAAAGAUACUCUUAUUUUUAAUUCUUGCACUCCUUUUGUGAUAUUAAGUUUUGAUGUAAAAUGUCUUAAACUGCAUAACACUACAACAUUUUGGCAACCCCUCAAUAAUUCGUGGGAUUCAGUCUUCGAUUCCACAUUUUAAAAAAAAAAAAUUACAUUACAUAUUCUCUUUCAGGCUAAACAUAUUCAAUCUUGUAAAAAUUAAAAUUUUCAAGUUUUUACAUUAGGACUGAAACUGUCGAUAAAAGAACAUUAUAUAUAUUGUAUUAUAACACUUGGCUAUCAUUUAGCAUAUACUGGAAAUUAAAUGAAAUCUGUAACGAUUCUAAAUCACAAUAGAGUCGCACAAAAUCCAAGCAAGUGAAUUGAUAAUCUAGACGUAGGAUUCUGCCGGUUUAUAAAAAUUACCAUUUUUCAUUUUAUUUUCAAGUCUCGUCUACAGCUUAUAUCGUAUACAAUACAACCCCGCCAACGCACCAACACCAUAAACUACCGCAUGCCCAUCCUCAUCGCUCUGACGACGCCGUAAGCCGUGCAGUGGAGUCCGACACUCUCCGACUCCUCGUACAGCAGGCCGCACAAAACCCCAGCGCCGUCGGUCGAGCACAGUUAGCGGACAGAGACUGUGAGCGCCCGCACUCGUGAUGAAUUGUGACGUGUUGGGGGCAGGGAAAUUGUAUGAGAAAUGUGCGCACAUAAACUUGGCGGCAUUUUUGAAAGAAAACAAUUAUCGUAGUUUUAACAUUUUGGAUCAACUUCCGGUAGUCGUGGUUUGUUUCUCUACAACUGCACAAAAUUACACUUAAGCAUAGCCUGUGUUAUAUGUGAUUCAUCUCACAAUAUGUUAGGUCAAGUGGUACCUCAUUUUAAUGCCUUCUUGAAUGAAUGAAAACAGUAAGAAUUCAAAAGUUAUUCAGUUUAACCAAACUGUACUUUACCAGUGUUAAUGAUUCUUCACGUUUUUGAAUCUAAAUCUACAGGAAAAUGAGUUAGAACAAAGUGAAAGACAUUAAGGACAACAUACAACAACAAACAUCAUACAAACACUACAUAUGAGCUCCGAAUCAUCAGUAUGUACUCCAACUACUUUAGCCAAGUUGCCACCACUUCGUCCUGCUCAUGUAUAACUCAUUAUGUAUCACAGAUAUUACUGUUAGCUCUUUGAUCUGGACGUUCCGGUUCACGGCCGUAUAUUGCAGGAUUAUGGGACGUCAAUGCAGUUUUAAAUGGAAUACCAAAGAAAAUUUCUUCGGUACAAUGAUAUUCAAGACCAGUUCUAAUAAGUUGAUGUAUGGCAAGAAGGAUUGACACUGAGCAGAAAUUGCACAACGUGGCAGUCAAGAUCAACAAACGCCUGAAUCUCCAGAAAAACCUGAACACCAUUGUCGGAUUAUGCUGGAAUCACAAUAGUGUGAUGGCGGCGACACCAAUAUUUCUAACCAUUCACGUUUGAUAUAUCUAAGACGUCAGCGUGACAAUAAUGGCGGAUGCUAUAAAAUUCCCGAUUGAAUAUUUUCUAUUUCCAUCUGGUCACUGGCACAGCACUACUGAAUUUUGAGUCCAAAUUUUGUUUUUGAACGGUAGUGAAACUGGUGCAAUGGUAAUUAUAUUAUUAUUCUUGUGUUUUAAAGGUUUUGUUUACUAAAUUUAUCCCUGAAAUCUCUCAAAUACUUUUACACACAGCGAUUUUUCAAUUGAAUGUUAAAUUUUAACUAAACAAAUUACUCUCUCAAACAUAUCUAUAAAAAAACUGCAAGCAUUGAUGGCUGUCGUAUGUCUGGUGCAUAUGUAAAAGCAAUAAACAUUUUAUAUACAAUUUUGUUUGUUGGUUGCCCAGGUAAAAAAAAAUUAUGUUCACAAUAUUGCUAUAUUUUGCUGUUGCAUUUCCAUCUUCGAAUUGCACCAUCACGUAAUUGUGAUUCCAGUAUUACAGAAUGUGCCGAACACAGAAUGCCAGAUUAAAGAGUACUGACUGUAGGUAUAUGUGGAACAUGUCCCACAACUAGCUAUUGAGGAACGUAUGUAGUUGAUAUUUGAAGCAAUGGUGGAUGUGAUGUGUACUAAAACCUCUCUGUACUUAGUCAAAUGAGACACUCAUUUAUGAUAGUUGUUGUGAAAUCAAUUUUUAUACUUAAGAAAUGAAAAUAUUUUUUAGGGUACUGGAGACUCUAAAAUUUAAUGCAGAAUAGAUUUUAUUAGUUUAAAAUGAUAAGUGUAAAAUUAUUUUUAUGGUAUCACUGUGUUAUGAUUUAAACUGAUGAAUUAAUUGCAUAUGUAAAUUCGGUAAUAUUUUCCAUCAUAUCAGUCUUGACCAAACGACUAAUAGUUGAAAUAUAUCGCUCAAUUAUUUAUUAAGGAAGAACUAGUCCGUAUCUGGUAAAGGUCGCAUCUGAAUUCUAUUUCUUAAAGAACAAUUGCAAAGCCUACACAUAGAUAAUAAUGUUGAAAAUGAACAGACCAACAUAAUAAAGUAAAACUCUGUGAAUAAUUACUUUAAAAAAAAUUUUAUGUUAAAAGCUUUGCCUGCAAUAAUAUUUACUGCCUCGGUAUUGUUGUUCUUUGUCAAAAUUAAUUUGUAGGAAUAGCAACUUGUGCAUAAUUACCGACAUUCAUUUUGACAAGCGCACAGUUGUGUUAAACAAUGAUAUUGUCAUGAAGACUAUUAGUUCCAGAGUCACCUGGAACAUAUUUCAUUGGCCAAUAGAGACGCAUGUGUUAAGAAAUAUUUUUUCCUAGAAACUGUAUUUUUAUCCAGCGCAACUUGCCCUCAAGCCCUCCUCUGGCUCUGCCACUACAAUAUUCAUCUUUUUUGACAUAAUGUAGCAAGAGCACUGCGAUGGUGCUGAAAACAAUCGAGACUAACUUUAUAAUAUGUUCUUAAUGAUAAAAUUGUGUUAAAUUAAAUUUUAUCUAUUGAGUUUUAAAUUUAAAAUGUUUCAGAUACUUCCAAUGAAUUUAAAAUUAGAAUUUUAUUUAUAAUUAGUGCAGAACUAAUACAGAUCACACGCGUUUACAUUAAAUUGAUUGAACCUGCUAACCAACACAACCAGUACAUUCAGAUGAGUUGUUAGCUGCAAUUCAAUAACUCAAUAGCUUGUGCCUUUUCAAAUCAACUACUCUAUUUAUAAAUCUGGUUUCCUAUAGCAUGGUACUUAUGUUUAGAUAUUUGGCCUUGAUGAAGAUUCAACCUUACAUCUGUCCACUUCAAACACAUGUGUAGCCUCACCAAGACCAACAUUCAAAAUUUUAGGUGACAUCACACAUUUGUUGUCAAACCAAAGAAGUAAUAAUUAUUGGUGCAACUAUCAAGCAAGCAGAUUAAAAGGUUUUGCUUCCAGCAGGCAGGAAUUGACAAGGGUCUGAACCUUCCAAGCUUAGAAAUGACAGCAACAGAUUAGGAAAAACUUUUUUUAGUGUUCAAGAUUUUGUGAAAAUGCCAAAGAAACCUCACUCAUUGUGAUAUCUAUCCUUGUAAAUGUUAGUGCUGUUUUCCCAUGUUUAUGGUUAAAGUACACAAGACUGUACACAAUAGAUAAUGUAAUUGUUUACCUAGACUGUAUUUAGGCUGCUUGAGGAAUUCUCAGCCAGUGUUUCAUAUGCUGUUACUUUAUUGAAAAGAUUUUAUUUGUAAAUACAGUUUGUUUUAAAAAAUGUGAGUACUAAAGAGAGGAAUGGUAUAAUCUGUACAAAGUAAUUAAUUCUCAGUUGAAGUUUUGAUUUAUUCUGUAACACUGAAAGGGAUGAAUGCACACGUAUCCCUUCAUGUACUCUUACAAAUAACAUUGUCCUACAUAUUUAUGAUUUCUGUUUUCAAGACACCAAAGAUGUCAAUAAAGAUAACAGAACCACAGAAAUUGUGGAGGUACUGUAAAGUUGGUAGACACAUAGGUACAAGCAUUUUGCUGUCAACAACUAUGAGACAAAUAUUUGCCAAAUAUGUUGAUGUUUAAACUAUCCAUUUCACUUCUGGACACCAGAUAUAAGAAACUGGACUUACCAACUUUUUACAAUAACCCCAUGAUAUUACGUGGCAUAAAAUAGUGUUAUAAUGAUCUUUUGUUGGCAGCUGUACGAACAUAAUAUUGCUUACUGUUGGUUUGAUAAGCACAAGCUAAGGAAAAACCAGCAUCUGUACUGCUGAACUUGUCAUAAAUUCUUGCCAUUUUCAUGAAGUGUAUAAAUGUUUUGUGAUAACAUGUAUACCAAAGCAUAAAAAUGUUUUAUUAAGUUAUUAAUGAGGAAAAAAAUUAUUUGUGAGCUAGAAGUAACAAAUCAUUAUUUUCACUAAAGCCAAAGUGUUUAAGACUGAAUAUUCAAUUUAAUGAAGGCAUUUAUUUAACUGGCAUUUCUACCUCAUUUAUAGAAGAAAAUUGCAAUAACUAAAGCAAUUUUAAUACUAACAUUGAACACAAUAUGGAAGUACCAUGGCUCAUGCACUAUCAAGUAUACCUGGGGAUGACCAAAACAAACUCCAUUUAUUAUAUUAAUAAAAAGGGACAUACCUGCUUUAUCUGAGGAAAGAGGGUUAGAUAUACAGUUUGUUUCAAAAUUUGUGGUUCAUAUGUUGGGUAGUGAUAAUACUAGAUAAGAGCAAGUCACCAUUCAAUGUAUGCAACCAGUGAUAUACUAGAGGGCAGUACGUGCUGUUAUGAAAUAAUGAGAAACAAGAUAGUGACGGAAUGAUAGAGCACCAAAUAAUUCGAAGAAAAUAUUGUAUUCAACAACUUUCAAUUACACAAAUCCCACAACACAAUUUCUGUUGAGAAUUUCUGCCAAAAAGUGACAUAGGCUUCGCAUGUGUCUUGUUGGAAGACGUUCUUGGUUCAAAUUUUGUACUUCUCUACCAUCGCCGUCCACAUGCCCAUGUGUGAUGCAUUUCUGCCUUCUCUUGAUUUUCUUUUGCAUCCAUGUCAUUGGAGAUCCACAACACAGAUGACUGUUUAUAUUUUCUGGAAAGCCCCCUCUAAUGCUUCACCGUUGAGUUGAGCAUACAUUGUGUGGUGUCUUGUGUUUGUCUAGUUGCAUUCUAUCACUUCCUAAUGCAUGUACCAUGAAUUUGAAAGUAUUGUAUAGCCUAAGAAAUACCAAUCUGUAUUUUAACUCAUGUGUUUCAAUUUUUAUGAUCCAUGUAUAUGUACACAACAUUAGUGUUUUACACAUCAAUUGUGGCAUUAACAGGGAAUAAAUUCUGUAAUUACAAAAUUGUGAUUAGUGUAUACAAUUUGAUAUCUUUAAUGUGCUGUAGGAACAUAUAAGAUUACAUUUAUGUAAAAUGUUUUACAAGUAUCAACCCCAGUUAUUGUUGCAAUCCAGCAAUGGAAAUUUGAUCUGUUUUCUAUUGAAUUUUUGAGUGUAAUUACUAGUCAUUUUUUCAGUGACAAAUGCAGAAUAAUACUUAAUUUUUUAUAUGUAUGGCUAUGGACAAAAGAAUUAGCUUGGUUCCAUUCCAACUAAAAUCAAAUUAAGUCGCCAAAAGCUGCCUUCAUGGAAACAAUGUUUAAGGCACCACCUGGAACUACAGCUAUUUGUUAAGAUUUUGUAUGAAAGAUUAUUAUUUCCAUAGGUAAUCCUAAAUUCCUGGUACCUAAUCAAAUUUCUCUGUUGUACUCCCUAGCUACCAAGUUUAAGAGAACAAAAUAUGUCUUUGCCAAUACAUAGGUUUCUUCACGUUCCAUUUUCUUAGGUUUGUUUGAAAGUGAUGUGUACUUUUAUCUUGUAACCCACAACACUGUUUGACCACAAGUCAAAUUGAUAGAAGAAUAAAGGUAAACAUAGCAUUCUUUUUGCACAGAACAUCUUAAAAAGUGGGUUUUGAACCAUGAUUAAUAUGACUUGCUCAUCAAGAAUUUGGAAUUGGUAUGAACCGUGCCAUUUAAAAUUCUUGGGUUGGAGGGUAUUCAAGAGGUUUAUAAUCAAGAAUGAAUCAAACUCAACAAUUUUAAGCCUUGCUCCAUUGACAUCUAGCAAUAGGGUGAAACGUACGUAACUAUAGUUUCAUUUAGUAAUUGGUUACUGUAAUUGUUGCAUCAAAAUAAUUUAACUUGAAAAUUUUUUUUCAAUAGUGGUUCCAAUGCUAAUAUGAUGCUUUACAUCAAUACUGAUCAAUUAUUAGGUUUUCACAUUUAUUUCAGCAUUGGAUGACAAACUAGGACUUAUUUGUAUUUAUAUAGUUUGACAGUGUAAAGUUUUUUUUUUAUUUAAGACAUUAUCACAUUCAAACAGAAAUUGUAUUUUUGACAAAAUAAAUUAAUAUGUUGACUUUU
Molecule: messenger RNA, 9673 nt
Organism: Bacillus rossius redtenbacheri
Lineage: Eukaryota; Metazoa; Arthropoda; Insecta; Phasmatodea; Bacillidae
Exons: 4
Coding region: 149-2056 (635 amino acids)
Source: RefSeq, a predicted model, not a curated record